AUGACCCCAAUGACCCCAAUGAUGACAUCCAUCACCCCCAGUGACCCCAAACAUGACCCCAAAGAUCCCAAUCCCGACCCCGAUGAUGACCUCAGGAAGCACUACGGCGUCUACAGCUGCGAGGGCUGCAAGGGUUUCUUCAAGAGGACGAUCAGGAAGGAUUUGAGCUACAGCUGCCGGGACAACCGGGACUGCGUGGUGGACAAACGGCAGCGCAACCGCUGCCAGUACUGCCGCUACCAGAAGUGCCUGGCCAGCGGCAUGAGGCGGGAGGGUAGGCCCCAAACUGCUCCCAAAUCCCCCGUUCUCACCCCAAAUCCCACUCCCGGAACCCAAAAUCCCCAUUCUGACCCCAAAAUCCCAGUCCUGAACCCCAUUAUUGUUCCAGAAUCCCACUCUCAGACCCCAGAACCCCCAUUCUGACCCCAAAAUCCCCCAUUCUGACCCCAAAAUCCCCCAUUCUGAUCACAAAAUCCCAGUCCUGGACCCCAUUAUUGUUCCAGAAUCCCCCUUUCUGACCCCAA
This is a messenger RNA of Meleagris gallopavo (turkey), 524 nucleotides long. The record is from RefSeq and is a predicted model, not a curated record. NCBI's taxonomy places the organism in Eukaryota, Metazoa, Chordata, Aves, Galliformes, Phasianidae.